GGGGCGUGGCGCUGACUCCAUCUCCCAGGAUGCAUCGGGGCAGGGCCGUGCUGCGCCGCGGGGAUUGUGGGUAAUGUAGUCCCCCCGCCCGCUAGGCCAGUGACGAGGGGCCUGGCAAGGACUCCAUGUUCCAGGGAUCCCUGGGCGGAGCUGGCGACCUCCCCCAGCCAUUGUCGGUGGCGGCGCUCGCUGGCCGGAGAGGGGCUCCCAGCCAGGGCUGCAGGCACGGUGGCUCCGGUGGGGCAGGAGGAGGGAAUGAGUGAGGAGGAGGAGGCCUGUGGGACCAAGAAGAGUGGCGGGUUCCCCAGUAUAGAGCAAAUGCUUGCCUCCAAUCCCGGAAAGACCCCGAUCAGCCUUCUCCAGGAGUAUGGGACAAGAAUAGGCAAGACGCCCGUAUAUGAUCUACUGAAAGCCGAGGGACAAGCGCAUCAGCCCAACUUCACCUUCCGAGUGACUGUCGGGGACAUCAGCUGCACCGGUCAAGGCCCAAGCAAGAAGGCAGCCAAGCACAAGGCAGCAGAGGUGGCCCUAAAGCUCCUGAAAGGGGGAAAUAUGCUGGAGCCAGCAGCAUCGGAGGAAUCCAGCUCUCCUUUCUCCCUAGAGCCCCUUCCUCAGCUCAGCACCGCAGCGGCCCCCGCAGCGCCCAUCUUGCCUGCUGCCUCUCCCAGAAGCUCUCCGAUGGAGGUGAAGUCGCCCGUCUCGCCCCAGCAGUCGGAGUGUAACCCCGUGGGGGCGCUGCAGGAGCUGGUGGUCCAGAAGGGCUGGAGGCUGCCGGAAUACACCGUCACCCAGGAGUCAGGGCCUGCCCACCGAAAGGAAUUCACCAUGACUUGCCGGGUUGAGAGGUUCAUCGAAAUAGGGAGCGGCACCUCCAAGAAGCUGGCCAAGCGCAACGCGGCGGCCAAGAUGCUGGUGCGAAUCCACAAUGUGCCCAUGGACCAGCGGGAGGGCAGCGAGGCCGAGGUGGAGGAGGACCAGUUCUCCAUCACCAUGGGGAACAAGCUGGACAGCCUGAAGGGCCGGCUCUCGGGCUGCACCUGGGACUCGCUGCGCAACUCGGCCGGCGAGAAGAUCCUCCAUCUCAAGAGCCACCCACUGGGGGCGCUCAACGCCGGCUUCUGCAGCCUCCUGCAGGAGCUCUCCGAGGAGCAGAGCUUCGACAUCAGCUACCUGGACAUCGACGAGAUGAGCCUGAGCGGCCUGUACCAGUGCUUGGUGGAGCUGUCCACGCAGCCGACCACGGUGUGCCACGGCUCAGCCGCCUCCCGCCCCGCCGCCCGCGCCGCUGCUGCCCGCAAUGCCCUGCAGUACCUCAAGAUCAUGGCGGGAGGCAAAUGAGGAGGUGCCCGGGCCCAGCAGAGCCUCUGGGGCCGUGGACACUCAGCCAGGUGGGUGCCUGGAGCCGUGCCGGCACACGCCUCCCGAGGCCUGGGCUGGGGCAGGGACAGAUGCAGGUUGGACCCACACGCAGCCCCACAGCCAGGGCGGGACGUCCUGCUUCCCCUGAUUCAUGAGGGGCAGGACCUGGAGCCCCCAGGAAAGACGCCAGCCCUGCCCCAGCUGCCUCCACCAGGCCUGAGUGGGCUCUGGGC
Molecule: messenger RNA, 1592 nt
Organism: Dermochelys coriacea (leatherback sea turtle)
Lineage: Eukaryota; Metazoa; Chordata; Testudines; Dermochelyidae
Gene: TARBP2
Product: TARBP2 subunit of RISC loading complex
Exons: 9
Coding region: 256-1338 (360 amino acids)
Biological process (GO): regulation of miRNA processing; regulation of viral transcription; regulation of siRNA processing
Cellular component (GO): RISC-loading complex
Molecular function (GO): double-stranded RNA binding; siRNA binding; pre-miRNA binding
Source: RefSeq, a predicted model, not a curated record